Molecule: messenger RNA, 3974 nt
Organism: Carassius carassius (crucian carp)
Lineage: Eukaryota; Metazoa; Chordata; Actinopteri; Cypriniformes; Cyprinidae
Gene: ptprc
Product: protein tyrosine phosphatase receptor type C
Exons: 26
Coding region: 20-3403 (1127 amino acids)
Biological process (GO): negative regulation of protein kinase activity; protein dephosphorylation; positive regulation of peptidyl-tyrosine phosphorylation
Molecular function (GO): protein tyrosine phosphatase activity; protein binding
Source: RefSeq, a predicted model, not a curated record
CACAGGUCGAUAUAGCCUUAUGAAGAGUGUGAACAAAACAACAAUCCAUAUCAAAUACUCUGAGAACCAAACAUACACAAUCAGGAUAAAGGAGAAGCAGAAUGAGAUCCGUGUCAUACAAAUAUUGAACCAAACUCCCUUUGAUAUACUGUUUGAUGGGUUAAAACCAUGCACUGUGUACAACGUCAGUGUAGAUGACUGCAAAUCCAAUGGAAGCAAGUCUUUUAUUUCUAGUGAAAAUGGAGAAACGGUUCCAAAAACUGUUGUGAAGAGUGUGGCAGAGAAUAAAGUGUGUUUGGAAGGACACUUCACUGGUAUUAAAUGGAAUCUGACUGAAUGUGUUAAAAUAACUGAGCACAACUCUUGCGCAUCCAAACACAGCAUUAAACUGGAGCAGUGUACCUACACAAUGAAUGUUGAAUUGCCCCCAGUCAAACCUAAAAUACGGUUCAAUGCAACUAUUCCCUCCAAGUUUGAAUGGACUAAUAAACCAGAAAAAUGUAACUCUACGCUUAAAGUCAGUUGCAUCCGUGACAAAUUGGAAAAAACUUAUUAUUAUUUAAAUGACAGUGUGUCAUUAUUACCCCAAAAAAUUUACAGCUGCACUGGGGAAUACCCUUAUGAGAAGCAACCUAUUAAGAGUGAUCCUCUCUCCAUUGAAAUAACAUGUGAUUUGGGAAAGAAUGCCAAUUUUACGAGUAUAUUGGACCGCUCCAUUAAUAUAUCCUGGAAUGCACCUGAAGAUGAUAACUGCUCAAAUAUUAUUUGGAACCAUUAUUUAGUCACUUGCAAACCUAAAGAUGAAAGAUCAACACAAGGGACUUGUGAAUCUGAAAAGGGGGACAGCACUCGUUGCACUAUUGGAUUUUUACACCCAUUUACCAUCUAUACAUGUGUAAUUACUGCAAAUCAUGAAGAUCAUCAGUACACCAUUUUCUCCAAAACUGUAAAAACAUCGUCUGCCAAUCCCAUAUUAAAACCAAUUACAGUACAAAAGACUUCUCACAAUUCUGUUCAAAUAAAAUGCUAUGAUAUCAUAAAUGACUGGAAUGGAGACCCUGACGUUUUUGGAGCCGUAAUCAAAUACAAUGGACAUCCUAUAAAGUAUGCUGAAAAAACAGAUUCUUGCCUGUUUUCAUUCUCAGAUCUUCACUACCUUACCACCUAUGAUAUUGAGGUUAAUGCCACAAAUAAACAAAGAAAUGUGACUGUCGUACAUAAAACCUUUACUACUAACUACAACGACAAGGCUGUCAUUGGAUUCCUGGUUUUCCUGAUUAUUGUGACAUCAAUUGCUCUGUUCUUGGUGCUGUUCAAAUUGUACCUUCUCAAAAGAAAGCGGAAUGCUGAAGAUGAACAGAUUCUCCUUACACCUGCACCCCUGCGCAGAGUUGAGCCCAUCCCUGCUGCCGGUUUAGUGGAGGCGUACAAGAACAAGAUCGCUGAUGAGGGCCGUCUGUUUAUGGAUGAGUUUCAGAGCAUUCCCCGGAUUUUCUCCAAUUACACCAUUAAAGAAGCGAAGAAACAGGACAACCAGUACAAGAACCGCUACGUUGACAUUCUGCCCUAUGAUUAUAAUCGGGUAACUCUCUCAACCGGAGGUGAAGACAACUACAUCAAUGCCAGCUUUAUCGAGGGAUAUCGAGAGGCAAAGAAAUACAUUGCAGCCCAAGGACCCAAGGAUGAGACGGUGGUUGAUUUCUGGCGGAUGGUUUGGGAGCAAAAGUCAUCCAUUAUUGUCAUGGUCACUCGUUGUGAGGAAGGAAACAAGAUCAAAUGCGCUCAGUACUGGCCAUCUCCGGACAGAGAGGCUGAGAUCUUUGAUGAAUUCGUAGUGCAACUCCGAUCUGAGGAACACUGCCCUGAUUACAUUAUUCGCCGUCUGAUCCUGACCAAUAAGCAAGAGAAGGCGUCAGAAAGAGAGGUCACUCAUAUCCAGUUCAUCAGCUGGCCGGACCAUGGUGUGCCAGGAGACCCCAGCCUGCUUCUGAAGCUCAGGAGAAGAGUCAACUCCUUCAAGAACUUCUUCAGUGGCCCGGUGGUGGUCCACUGCAGUGCAGGGGUCGGCCGCACAGGAACAUAUAUGGGCAUUGAUGCAAUGAUUGAAUCUCUUGAGGCAGAAGGCAGAGUGGACAUCUAUGGAUUCGUAGCAAAACUACGUCGCCAGCGUUGCCUCAUGGUUCAAGUGGAGACCCAGUACAUACUGAUCCACACGGCUCUGAUCGAGUACAAUCAGUUUGGAGAUACAGAGAUCUCUCUGUCUGAAUUCCACUCCGUGCUCAACACCCUCAGGCAGAAAAACGACAGUAACAAUAGUUUGCUUGAACUGGAGUUCCAGAAACUCCCUAAAUUUAAAAAAUGGAGAACAAUUAACACGGGAAGCAGUGAGGAGAACAAGAAGAAAAACCGCGACUCAGCUGUUAUCCCAUACGACUUUAACAGAGUCAUAUUUAGACUGGACAUUGAGGGCAACCAGACCAGUGACCCCGAGGAUGAGGACGAGUAUACAUCAGACGAGGAAGAUGAAUCAGACGAAUACAUCAACGCCUCAUACAUUGAUGGCUACUGGUGUAAUAAGAGUCUGAUCGCAGCACAGGGGCCUUUACCAAACACCGUGGAAGAGUUUCUGCUCAUGCUGUACCAGCAACAAACUAAAACACUGGUCAUGCUCACAGACUGCCAAGAGGACGGCAAGGACUUCUGUUUCCAGUAUUGGGGAGAUGAAAAGAAAACGUAUGGAGACAUGGAAAUUGAGGUAAAAAAGACCGAAAGCUUCCCAACGUACGUGAGACGGCAUCUGGAGAUACAGUCCUCGAAGAAGAAAGAGGUCCUGGAGAUGGAUCAGUACCAGUUCGUGAAAUGGAAAGGCUGUGAGCUUCCAGAAGACGCUCAGGAGUUGAUAGAGAUGGUACGGAUCAUCCGAGAGAACGGCAAAUACGACAACAGCAAGAUGAACCGGAAUGUGCCCAUAGUGGUGCACUGCCACAACGGCUCGUCCCGUACCGGAAUCUUCUGUGCCUUGUGGAAUCUCCUGGACAGCGCCUACACGGAGAAGCUGGUGGACGUCUUACAAGUGGUCAAAAACUUGCGCAAGAUGAGACAGGGGAUAGUGGAAACAAUCGAGCAGUAUCAGUUCCUCUACGCGGCUCUAGAGGGCGCUUUCCCGGUGCAGAACGGUGCCGUGAAGACGCCCCCCGCGAAGGACACCGCGCAGGUCAUCAACGAAACGACGGCGCUCCUCACCGAGCCCAACAGCACUUCCGGUGCUGACCAGAAGGAGGCGGGAGAGAGCAGUGAGCGGGAGGCCAAGGAGAGCAGCACUGCUGAGGCUCCACCAGCAGAGGGAGACCGAGAGAAACCCUCACCCGAGGCCCAGACCAACGGCCCUGCUGGAGACGAUUAAGACUUUUGGGGCUAAAAGUUUUUUUUGCUAUUUUGACACCAAGUGUCAAGGAAAAAGAGAUUUUUAUUACAUGUUUUACAUUUGAGGUUUACUGUACAUUGGAUGUUAGAUCAGCGUUUGUUUUUGGUUUUGUUUGGAGAAUUCGGGUUAGGAUCGCACUGAUCUGUUCAAACAUUUGUUUCACCCUCAGGUUUCGGUUUUCUGUAAAAUGAUGCUGUUCGUUUGCGUACUGAUCAUGUUUAUUCACGUGUAAAGGUUUGCUUUAUGAUUUGUUUUUUUAGUCUAUCGAAUUGCGUUUUGAAUGUAUUGUAAAAUAAGACCUUACCAACGAUAUUUCUGUUUUGUAAACUGUAUUAGAGAACAAUGUUAUUGCUUCUAAAUUAUAGUUUCUGAAAUGUUUGAUGGAAUUGAGGGCCUUUACGUUCAAGAACAACCAAAAAAAAGGGCAAAGAUGACUUUGCACUACAGGGCUGUCAUCAAACUAUCCCCCCAGCCUUUCGCUGAAUACUUAUUUCAUUUUAUGCAGGUGUAACUUAACAAAGAAGAAUAAAGGGUGGCUUGAACAAUACAA